Messenger RNA from Apis cerana (Asiatic honeybee), 7612 nucleotides. Its product is annotated as sodium-dependent neutral amino acid transporter B(0)AT3. Lineage: Eukaryota; Metazoa; Arthropoda; Insecta; Hymenoptera; Apidae. Gene Ontology annotation, cellular component: plasma membrane. Gene Ontology annotation, biological process: amino acid transport; nitrogen compound transport; sodium ion transmembrane transport. The record is from RefSeq and is a predicted model, not a curated record.
UCCGUUGGAUAUCGUGAUUUCAAAAGUUACCAUCGCAGUAGAGGGUGCCACAGUAGCUAACUGCUCCUCGAGCCAUAAGGAGGCCCUCGCGCUUUUCUUUCUUUCACCCCAACAGGAUGGAGUCCAUAGGCGCGCGUGGUAUUUCCGUUUGAUCUUUCGAAAAAAAAAAGAAGGAAAGAAAGAAAGAGAGAAAGAAAGGGAGGAAGGAAACCGUGGUCGCGCAACAGAGCGAAAGAAAGAAAGAAAGAAUGGCGAACACGGCACAUCUCGUCCGCCGGCAAAGCUCGCGCGACUUAAAGCCCCAGAAAAGUGUGGACAAACUUGAAAUGAAGGAAAUGAGAGGUAGAUUAGUGGUGGACAAUAGAAAGACUAACACCACUGCCAAUUAUGGGGCCACGAACGCAGCCUUUGAGGACUCCAGUCCUAACAUGAAGAACAAAGCGGGGAACGAGGGUGGGGGUAGUAAGCUCGGGAGCAACGAGGGAAAAGCGAUUUUCCGGCCGGAAGCGGGCGAAGACGAAAGAGAAAAUUGGGAUAGUAAGCUUACUUUUCUACUAGCAACAGUCGGAUACGCCGUUGGUCUUGGAAACGUGUGGAGAUUCCCUUAUCUCGCUCAAAAGAACGGCGGAGGAGCAUUUUUGAUCCCAUACUUCGUAAUGCUGGCCAUCGAGGGCAUCCCCAUAUUCUAUCUGGAAUUGGCGAUUGGCCAGAGAUUACGGAAGGGAGCUAUCGGUGUGUGGAAUCAGGUUUCUCCGUACAUGGGUGGUAUAGGUGUGAGCAGUGCUGUAGUAUCUUUCAACGUAGCUCUGUAUUACAACACUAUUAUCGCUUGGUGCCUAUUUUACUUCGUUCAAAGUUUUCAAUCGAAGCUACCGUGGGCCGAGUGCCCCAACGUGUAUUUCCAAAACGGAUCGUACGCACCCGAAUCGGAGUGUGUGAUAAGCAGUCCCACGCAAUACUUCUGGUAUCGGACAACUUUGAUGAUAUCCGAGGACAUCAACACCCCAGAAAUAUUCAAUUGGAAGAUCGCUUUGGCUCUGGUGAUCGCCUGGAUCCUCGUGUACAUGUGCAUGAUCAAGGGAAUCGCUUCAUCAGGGAAGGUCGUGUACGUGACCGCCACAUUUCCGUACAUCGUUUUGAUCAUAUUCUUCUUUCGCGGCGUCACUCUGACAGGGAUGUCCGACGGGCUGCGUCACCUUUUCACCCCAAAGUGGUGGAAGUUGACCGAUCCAGUGGUAUGGCUGGAAGCGGGCACGCAGAUAUUCUUUUCCCUUGGUUUGGCGUUUGGCGGUUUAAUAGCCUUCUCCUCUUACAAUCCUGUGAACAACAAUUGCUAUCGAGACGCGAUAAUGGUCAGUUUAACGAACUGUUUCACUUCCAUGUUUGCCGGGAUUGUUGUGUUUUCUAUUAUUGGUUUCAAAGCUACCAUGGUCUACGAGCACUGUCUAACCGAAAGGAAUGCGACCCUGUUCAACAUAUUUGGCCAAUUGGAUAAAAUACCCGACGAAAUACCAGCGGCUGGCACACUUUUGAACGUGACCACGGGGAAUGGGACGUUGGACAGCUUGAUCAUGCCGGAAUUACCCGAAUGCGACCUCGAAAAAGAAUUGGACAACUCGGCAUCGGGGACUGGCCUGGCGUUUAUCAUAUUCACGGAAGCGAUCAAUCAAUUUCCCGGAGCUCAAUUCUGGUCCGUGUUAUUCUUCCUCAUGUUGUUCACCCUGGGAAUAGAUUCUCAAUUCGGCACGCUGGAAGGGGUGGUCACGAGCAUCGUCGACAUGAAACUGUUCCCGAACUUGCGCAAAGAAAUUCUCACAGGUGGCAUUUGCUUGCUUUGUUGCGUGAUCUCGAUGGCCUUCGCUCACGGUGCUGGAAGCUACGUCUUCGUGUUAUUCGACAAUUUCAGUGGAAACUUCCCCCUGUUGAUCAUCGCGUUCUUCGAAUGCAUCGCUGUGUCCUACGUGUACGGUUUGAAAAGAUUCGCGGAUGACAUCGAACUGAUGACUGGCAACCGUCCAGGCCUUUAUUGGCUGAUAUGUUGGAAGUACUUGAGCCCGAUGGCUAUGCUGAGCAUCUUAAUUGCCUCGAUUGUGGAGAUCAUCGUGGAUGGGAGUGGUUAUCCAGCUUGGGUUGCCAGCAAGGGUAUCACGGAGAAACACGAGUGGCCCCUUUGGGCCUUGGGCCUCAUCGGUCUCCUUAUCCUCGCCUCCGUUCUUUGGAUUCCCGCCGUUGCAAUUUGCAGACUCUUCGGGAUACUGAUAAUCGAGGAUAACGAGAAAGCGUGGUUCCCCGCUGCCGAUCUGAAAGAAUUUCACGGCAUAGUGCCCCACGAGGUGACGUCGGCGGAAACGCUGCUGUUCUGCAUAAGGAGCGACGGUUCAGAGGGACUCUGUUGCCCGACCGGCGGCCCCAGCGACGACGACGAGGAUCUCACCUAGGAAUGGUUGUCCUCUCACGCGUUGGAUUAACGUGCGUUCAAAUGGUUCGUAAGGCCGAGGAACAGCAUUUUUUUACUUCGUAUCGUUGGGGUGGAUCGUUGCCAGACCUCGUAUCCGUCGUUCUUCGUUUCAAUUUAAGCGCCACAUACUCUUUAUUUUUAGAGAGCGUAUAUCUUAGAAGGGUACAUCGUGUCAAUUAAUGUCGAAAACGUCGACGUUUGUAUAAUUUGAUCUACGCGUAUGUUUGUGACGAGGACGGCGACGAGAUUCGUUUAAGGGGAAGGAGGACGGAACACGCUUUUUUCAAUUGAAUUACGAAGGGAGGCAGGGGGGUAAUUAUUUAUUUCAUCUUUUAGACGUGAUCUUUUUCUCUCUCUCUCUCUCUGUCUGCUGUUUUUCGAGUCUCUGAAUCAUUUAACGAUACACGCGAACGUCAAUAUCGAUUGGAGAAAACGGAAACGUUUUCAAAUUUUUGCGAGAAAAAUGAGUAUAAGUGGAUAAGUAAACGUAAAAAAAAAGAGAAAGAAAAAAAAUAAGUAAAUAAAUAAGAAACUGCGAGUUCUACCUUCAAGCCAAACUUACAGUUUCUUUGCUUGCGAAUAUACGAUGCAUCCCGAUGCGUUUGUCGAGAUAUAUUUUAUCGUUAUUCGAUUCGUUUUUACGAAUAUUUUGCGUGAAAAAGCACUCGAAAUUUUAUCUUUUGUACAUUGCGAUAAUGUUAGAAAGGAAUUUAAAUACUAAAGAAUACGAAGAAGAAAGUAGAAGGGGAAAAGAAGAGUUAUAUACGAUAUCAAAAAAUUAUGAUUUAUUAGGAGAUGUAUCGUGUAUUUCAAAGACUAUAUAGCAUAUAACGCGCAUCAAUUUAGCAUUUACAGACCUUACAUUCUUAAAAGACGAGUUGAAACGCUGCAACGACAGAUUUGCAGACGAUCAUGAUAAAAUAGGAUAACUAAUAAGUUAAAGUUUAGACUCGAAAUAAAACUUUUACCGCUUAGCAAAAAUUGCAAAUAAUGUGAGAAACCUAAGAUUAGAUGUAGGAGCCGUCCGUAAAGGGAAAAAAAAAAAAAAAGAACAAAAAAAAUGGGGACGAUCCCGAAUUUUAUUCCACUUUUUUAUCUUCUGCUUUAUUAUUAUCUUUUUCUUCCUUUUUUUUUUAUUAUCAUUACUUUAGAACACCGAUUGAUUCUCCAUUGUGCUCUUAUCGUCGCGAAAUUAUAAUAUUAUACAAAGAUCUAGCCAAAAUUCGAUCGAUUGUAAGAUUUUAAGAACGUAUCCAAAAAAAAAAACAGAAAAAAAAGAGAGAGAAGAAGGAGCAAUCCGAUCAAGAAUCAUAUCAAUGAUCUCGUUUCGCAAAACGAUGUGAUCAAGUGUGAUGCAUUCGAAGUUAGUUGAAUUAGCCCCAUCCCUAGCUCUCUUAUUAUUAAAUCGAAUAUCAAUUAUUACUUUAGCUAUACAUAUACAUAUACAUAUCUCACGUGUCGAAUUUAUAGAAUUUCUUUCUAAAUCGAGAGGGAAGAAAAAGUAAGGGCGAGAAGAGGAGGUAAUAAUAAAAUAAUCCGAUGAACGAACGAAGCUAAAGUAUCGAUAUCGAGGGAAGAGGUAAAAAAAAAAAUUAAAAAAAAAAAAUUACGACGCUCGAUCUUGUUCGACGUUUGUUGCAUAAACGUUGUUAUAACAGACAAUAAGAAAUUUUUUUUUUUCUAAGACUCGGUCGGGGGUCGUGUACGACAAUAAUAAUGAGAUUCGACGAAAUCGAAAAUUAAUUUUUAAUCGAGACGAUUAAAUAAUUCGACAAUAAGACGUAUAAAAGAUAGAUUGCACUAUUACACAUUCUUGCACAUUCACCGAGGCCUACGAAAAAAAUCGAUGAGAAGGAUGUUGCUUCGAUCGAAGGAAUAGAGAAUAUCGUAUUUUUUCUCUGAUUUCUGAUAUUUUUCAUCAUCGUUCAUAUUCUUCCUCUUUGUAUUUCUUUUUUUUUUUUUUUUUAAUAAUCGUGUUUUACAUCAUAUCGCGAAAACAAGAGAAUUUUUUGGAGAAAUUUUACAUUAUUGAAAGAAUUUGAAAAUAAAAGAAAAAAAGAAGAAAAAAAAUCAAAACACUUUACUAUACCGGCGAAUAUUUAUGCAAAUGUUUCUUUGAACGGAAAUGAAAUUGGAAGAAAAAAGGAUAUGUCUCGUCCUUUCAACGGUCAUAACACGUAGUUUGUUUUAUAGAUAUUUUUCUCUCUCUUUCUCUCAUCUCAUUAUAUGCAUUUUAUAGAUUUUUGUAUAUUCGAACAUGUCAUAAAUGCGUAAAUUCUUCGCGAUCUAUUUAACGCGAAAUGAAUAUUAUGUAAUUCCACAAGAGAGAAAAGAGAAAUCUAAUUAAUCUAUUCCUUCGAAAAGGGGAAUCGUUUCUUAGCAGAGGUUAGAGCAGUUAGCGAGAUACUCUCCAAUCGUAUCUAUUUGUACUUCGAAUCUCUCUAUUUUGUACGCGCUUUACGGGGUAUGGUCUCUCUAAACUCUUUUUAACAAUCGAAUCGUUGUUCGCACAAGAUCUCGCGACGAUGAUUCAACGAAACGGCUUAAAAAAGAAAAAGAAAAAAAAAAAAAGAAGAAAAAAGGGGACAUGAAAAUAGUAGAGAAUGAAAAAUAGGUUCUACCAUCCAGAGAGAAGAAAAUUAAUCCUUGGUCUUCGGCAAACGUCACGCAAUAGAAUCGCACACGCGUUUAAUUUCACACGGGGAGAAAUAUUUACAUUCGCGAGUAGAUCGUUUCUCUUGUUUCUUCUCGAUAAGGUGCUAAACUAUAAAACUAUAUAUAAGAGUGAUUUAAUACCGAAAUGAAUAUAUUAUUAAAGAAAAAUAUCGUUGAUAAUACUUGUUAAGAUCCUUGUAAGAUCGAUUUAAUAACACUUACACCGAGGAUUAAUUAUGUUGCUCCUGAAUCGAUUUAGUGAUUUAAUUGUACUCGUAUAUUAUAUUAAUUAUCCGUAUUAUACAGUAGCUCGAUUGUAAAUAAUUGUUGAAGUGUCUUUUAAAAAACUGUAAACAGACAAUAACUUGCGGGACAAGGAGUUGCCGCGUGAAACAUGAUGAAUCGCCGUUGCAAUGAAUAGUACAAACGUUUCUUUCUAUAUCAUGUAUGUUUCGUGAACGUUUCCCUCCCAAACUGCGAAACGUACAAAUCUCGGAUAAAAUUCACUCGAAUAUAAGUUUCUUGUUUCCCCGUAACAUAAUUAUUCUUCAGCCUCGAACGGUUACUCAAAAGUUUAUACGGUGCGUUAACGAUUUAAAUUAUAACGCGAAUGCAGUGUAAAUGGCUAUACUGUGGAUCUUUAUGCGACUGAAACAAAGAAAAAUAUGUGUCAUUCAAAUCACUUUUCGUUUUAUCCCGAUAUCUCAAUCAAAGUUUUCAUUACGCUUGACACAGCGCAGAGAUUAUAAACGAGCUAGUGAUCUAUAUUUUUGUCUGGAAAUACGUGAAAUAUUCUUCCAGGAUUCGUGUAUUACUCGUUUGGAGGUUAGGUUAGCAAGAAGAGGCGAAAGGUUCGAGUAGGUGACAAGGACGGAGAUAGUAAACAUGAGAUAGUAAACGAUUAAAAAUUAUCCUCUUCUUUACACGAUGAUAUCUUGGCAACCGGAAAUUGUAUCGAGAUAAACGAAAAAGAGUUUUAAAGAGCAAGAUUUCUCGUUUCUAAUGAUCGUUUAUUCGUCGAAAUCGGAAGAAAUUAUCUUCGAAGUCAUAGUAAUUCAAAGUUUCCUUAAUUUUAAUAGUUUAAGAUAAACGAUUGAAAAAUACGUUCUUCUUUACACGAUGAUAUCUCGGGAAUCGGAAGUCGUAUCAAAGUGAAUCAAAAAAUGUUUUAAAUGAUAAGGUUUUACGCUUCUAAUGAUCGUUUAUUCAUUAACCGGAAGCGAAUUAUCUUUGAAGAUAUUGCGAUUCGAAUUUUUCUUAAUUUUAAUAGAGUUUAGUCAAGUUUAAGAUAAAUGAUUGAAAAACAUCCUUUCCUUUACGCGAUGAUAUCUUGGGAAUCGGAAGUCGUAUCGAGAUGAAUCAAAAAGUGUUUUAAAUGAUAAGGUUUCGCGUCUUUAAUGAUCGUUUAUUCGUUGAUCGGAAAUCAUUACUUUUGCAAUUAUAACGGUUCAAUUUUUAUCUAAUUUUAAUACGCUUUUAAUCGAAUUUUAAGAUAAAUUAAGCGAUGAUAUUGCUCGUAUUUAAAGAUAUUUUGAUUAAUUUUUAAUUAUCAAUGAACAAUAUCAAAAACAUUUCUUCUUCGCAUCUUCAUAAUGUGAAAAAUAUAUAUAUUUACAUAAAAAUCCGCAGUUUAGUUAUCUAAUUAUCGAACUGAAUAAUAAAUGAUAUUUAACUGAAACGCAUAUAUAUAUAUAUAUAAAUGCAAUGAAUAUCACUUGCACCCUAAUAAUAAGACAAUAAUUAAUGGACAAUAAUUAAGGGAGGAAAAUUUUUUUUAAAAAAUAAACGAAUUGUUCAGCGCACUUUCUACUUUGAUUUUCCGCAUAUCAUCCGUUCGAGGAUCAAGAAAAUACAUUUCAUAUCGGUGGAGCGAACAAAGAGUAUCGAUGAAACGUAUCAAUAAUAACGUAUCUAGAAAUUAUCCCGUAUUUAAUCAGGAGGAUAGCUAAAAAUGUAAUAUCGAUAUAGUAUUCAUUAGUUAAGUUUCGUAUAAUUUCAUACCUCUGACUUACCAACUCUGACUCUAAGUUUAAUCUCUUUUUUAUCGUUUAUUAUUGUUAUUAUUAUUAUCACUAUUUUUAAUUUUGUGCCCUAUUCGGUUCAGAAUGCGUACGAACGAGAAGGUCAUUUCCAUCCAUAUUUAGGGCGCGAUUUAAACGCGAUUUAAGCGAAUCGAAAGAAAAAAAAGAAAGAAAAAAGAUUCGCGUAUUUAUUGGAAAGAGAUCGAAGCGUAUUGCGAAGAUUUCACCGAUGAUUCGCGUUACUCGAGUUUUAUCAAUGACACAUCGUAACAAACUAAGGUAAUACCAUAAUUUCGAUGUAGCUUGCGCAAUAACGAAUAAGACAUAAAAGGACGGUGUGUGGGGGACGGUAGCUAAUGUUACAAUUAUAUAUAAAUAUAAUGAAUAUAUAUACACUGAUAUUACGUAUACGUAAAACUGUACAUAUAUAUAUUGUUGUCAGUUGAAUGUUAAAAUAAAUACCGGGCGUAAACGUGCA